CCAAUGAGCGGGCCGGGGGCGGGCCGUUCUGGACGCCGUGCGCUGAUCUUGUGGUUGAAGGAACCAGCUCUGAGGAAGGGUCUGGAGUGCGGGCGGGAGGGCGCCUGUCAGGGUCCCAGGGAGUGGCAGCCCCCAGGUGGCUGCCGAGCCCGGAGCCGAAGCCGGAGCCGGGCCUCCGCGCCGCGCCAUGGCGCCCACCCUGGCCACUGCCCAUCGGCGCCGCUGGUGGAUGGCCUGCACAGCCGUGGUGGAAAACCUCCUCUUCUCGGCAGUCCUCCUGGGCUGGGGCUCGCUGCUCAUCAUGCUCAAGUCGGAGGGCUUUUACUCGUACCUGUGUACUGAGCCAGAGACUGUCACCAACGGCACAGUGGGGGGCACAGCGGAGCCGCAGCAGGAGCACGAGGAGAUAACCUGGAUGAAUGGCUGGCUCACCUGCAAGGCCCAGGAUGAGAUGCUAAACUUGGCCUUCACCGUAGGCUCCUUCCUGCUCAGUGCCAUCACCCUGCCUCUGGGCAUCGUCAUGGACAAAUAUGGCCCAAGGAAGCUCAGGCUACUGGGCAGUGCCUGCUUUGCUGUCUCCUGCUUGCUGAUUGCAUAUGGAGCGAGUAACCCAAACUCUCUCUCUGUGCUCAUCUUCGUUUCCCUGGCUCUGAAUGGCUUUGGUGGGAUGUGCAUGACUUUCACCUCAUUAACACUACCCAACAUGUUUGGCGACCUUCGGUCCACGUUUAUUGCCUUGAUGAUUGGAUCCUAUGCCUCCUCAGCAGUCACCUUCCCGGGAAUCAAGGUCAUCUACGACUUUGGUGUCUCCUUCAUCAUCAUCCUCGUGGUCUGGGCCAGCUGCUCUGGAUUGGUUUUCCUCAACUGCUUCUUUAACUGGCCCCUGGAGCCUUUCCCAGGGCCGGAGGACAUGGACUACUCGGUGAAGAUCAAGUUCAGCUGGCUGGGCUUUGACCACAAGAUCACAGGGAAGCAGUUCUACAAGCAGGUGACCACGGUGGGGCGCCGCCUCAGCGUGGGCAGCUCCAUGAGGAGCACCAAGGAGCAGGCAGCCCUGCAGGAGGGCCAUAAGCUGUGCCUGUCCACCAUUGACCUGGAGGUGAAGUGCAAGCCAGACGCUGCAGCGGCCCCCUCCUUUAUGCACAGCGUGUUCAGCCCCAUCCUGCUGCUCAGCCUCCUCACCAUGUGCAUCACACAGCUGCGGCUCAUCUUCUACAUGGGCGCCAUGAACAACAUCCUCAAGUUCCUGGUCAACGGCGACCAGGACGUAGUCGGCCUCUACACGUCCAUCUUCGGCGUGCUCCAGCUUCUCUGCCUACUGACAGCCCCUGUCAUUGGCUACAUCAUGGACUGGAGGCUGAAGGAGUGUGAAGAUGCCUCCGAGGAGCCUGAGGAGAAAGAUGCCAACCAAGGCGAGGAGAAGAAGAAGAAGCGAGACCGGCAGAUCCAGAAAGUCACCAAUGCCAUGCGGGCCUUCGCCUUCACGAACCUGCUGCUCGUGGGCUUUGGGGUGACCUGCCUCAUUCCCAACCUGCCUCUACAGAUCCUGUCCUUCAUCCUGCACACGAUUGUGCGAGGAUUCAUCCACUCUGCUGUCGGGGGUCUGUACGCAGCUGUGUACCCCUCCACCCAGUUUGGCAGCCUCACAGGACUGCAGUCACUGGUCAGUGCGCUCUUCGCCCUCCUGCAGCAGCCCCUGUUUCUGGCCAUGAUGGGUCCCCUCCAAGGAGACCCCCUCUGGGUGAACGUGGGGCUGCUCGGCCUGAGCAUGCUGGGGUUCUGCCUCCCCCUCUACCUCAUCUGCUACCGGCGCCAGCUGGAGAGGCAGCUACAGCAGAAGAGGGAGGACGACAAGCUUUUCCUCAAGCUGAAUGGCUCCUCCAACCAGGAGGCUUUCGUGUAGCGCCCACCACCUCGGAACUGUGGCCUCCUGCCCUUGCUUCAGUGACUCACCAGUGUCCUUCUUCCCAUCCCAGAGGACCUCCGUGCACCCUCAGGAUCCUCUCCUUCACAUUUUGGAGCCCAUGCUCCCUCCCAGGGCCCUGGUCCUGCCUCGGAGCUGCGCAGUGGAAGGACGGGAGAGGGCCCGGAUGUGCGCUUUUCCUACUGCUAGAAGCAAGGGCUCCCGUGGGCUUUGCUCUGCCACCCUCGAGGGGCCCUGGGGCCUUGAGGCUCCGUGGUGCCUGCAGGGGGAGCAAGGAGGACCCCCCCCAGCAGGCAGGCUCUCUCCCUUAAGUGUCUGGAUUCUGCCUCUUGCCAAAGCAGUGGGGUCUGCCAUCUACUGCCUGCCACCUGCCUCUCGGCUGCAUGCCCACUGGCCACACCUGCCCAAGGACAAAGUCUUGCGCUGUCUGCUCCCCCUCGCCUGGCCCCUCGAUCUCCUCCCUUGGCCAGUCUGAGGCUGCCUGAGGAAGGAAGGACCCGCUUCCUGUUGUUGGUGCUAACUCCUUUGUAAUUCUAGCCCCCUGUGGCCUGUCCAUGACCUGGCCUCCUGUUACAGGUCUGUGGAGAAGCCCCCCCUGGCUUAAAGCCUGGGGAGGGGAUGGAGGACUGGAUAGCCAGGCACCGCUCAGGGGCCAAGGACAAGGCUGAUUAGCAGUCCCUCACCUCCUCCCUCAGGGCGAGGAGCAAGUUUCCACUGCCCCCUUCCAUCCAGUCUGUGACCUGAAGGGAAUUAAAACAGCACCAACAGGGCACCCGCUACACACAGCUGUUCGUAUGGGGGUGGAAGUCAGGCUGUUGCCGACAGACGGAGGGCCGGGCCUGACUGGGGAGAUGGAUGGUGAGGGGCCUCGGGGUGCGUGCACGUGUGGGAUGUGUAGAGAUGUGUGUGGGGUGUCUGCCCUUAUCCUCCCAGAGGCGGCCUCGCUCUGGACCUGGAGCUUGUCUGAGGCUGCGGGGUUGUAGCGCCCCCUGCCGGCAGGCUCCUCCAGGGCCCUGGAGCUGUUUACGUGAGAGAGGCCCCUGUCCUCUGCCAGGCUGGCCUGGCUGUCCAGCCACCUGCCGCCUGACUGCCCCCAGAAAUGUGUCUGAGACUUCCUGGGAGUGCACAGCAGGGCGGGUUGAUUUUUAGGUCUAUACUUUUGGGUCUUUUAAGUUUUACCAGACUCCUUUUUAUAAAGCAAUAAAUCCAUUUUCCUCCUGGGAAGGGAUGCCCCUGCUAGCAUUUCAGUUAAUGGCUACACGUGCCUGUUUUGAGCUUGAGAAGAAAAGGCAAGACAAGAUUUUUCUGCCACUGACCAGCCCCAGUCAUACCCAGUCGCUCCCCAUCUCUCUGGGUGAUUGCCAUCUUGGGAGCUGCACUGGGCCAGAAGAAGACCUUACUCCCCGAGCUCGCCCCCAGACAAACUGGGCUUGUGCAGACAUUUUAGAAGUGGGGGCCACCCCUCCUCUGCUGUCUGUCCCAGCCAAACAGCGAAUCCUGACCCUUUCCAUCCCCUACUCAGAUUUCCUACUCCUGGCUCAACUGCCCUGAGGAUUCCUCCUGAGCUCAGGACAAAGGGUGACACCAAGAGAGUCUUGGGCUCCAAGAGACAGAGGCAGAAUGCGGUGAGGGGAACUGGUGGAGAACAGGAAGGGACAGACCCAGGCCCAAAUUUGAGCUCUGCAUGAACAGUUGAGCACCUUGAACACACCUCAUUUCCCCAGGCUUCAGUCCAGCCCACUCAAACAUUAAAAAGCAAAAAACGUUUGUUUAAAACAAACAUUUUUAAAAAGGAGAGAGAACCUAGAUCGACAUUUCCCAAACCAUUCCUCAGAGCACUAGUUCCUAUAAGAUGUUAAUUAUUCUCACUUAAAAACAAAAACUUCCGCGGUCAAGGGCGCCUGGCUGGCUCAGUCAGUACAGCAUGUGACUCUUGAUCUUGGGGUUGUGAGUUCGAGCCCCACGUCGGGCAUAGAACUUACUUUAGAGAAAAGAAAGAAGAUGGUCAAAUCUGGGAAACGCGGGGUUAAAGUCAAGCGUGUUUUCUUAGAGCAGCAGGCACUUGCUGCACCCGGCCACCCUGUAGCGUGUUCCCGGUGGCGGGGGGACCGGAGGGCCCCAAGAGCAGGGGCGACGUGCUGCAGAGGGAGCACGGGUUUUAGCGGCCGCAGCCGGCCUCCACGCGAGGCCCAGUGGCCGCCUGCGGCAGGAACACCUCUGGCGCUUGUUAGAAAUGUGACCGCCAGCUGUUACCUCUGGCCUAGUCUACAUUCGGCUAAGCCCCGCCUGGCCAUCCUGUGCCCCCAAACGGUGGAGACCUCAUUCUGCUCUGACCGUAGGGAGUUGAUGGGUUACAUAUUUUCCUGUUAUCAUCCUUGCAUCAUGAUAACAACCGAGGAGUUAGACACCAUCCCUAUUUUAUAGCUGGAAAACUCGAGGCCCAGAGGGUACGGUCACUUGCUCAAGAUUAGAGCUGGUACUCAGAGGCUUCGGAAGUCAUCACAGAAUCCAAAGCCCUCCAGACCAGGACAUUCCAUUCAGAGCUCCAGCCCCAGGGCCCACCUGGCCCUCGGGAGCAGGGCCAGCAACAGCCCCAGGGAAGGGAAGCAAAAAGCCAGGCAUGGUCUCCAUUUCCUCGAGCCAAGAGCUUCCUUGGAGCAGGGGUUGAGCUCUACUUCAUAGAGUCGUGUUGGCUGAUGGG
Molecule: messenger RNA, 4625 nt
Organism: Mirounga angustirostris (Northern elephant seal)
Lineage: Eukaryota; Metazoa; Chordata; Mammalia; Carnivora; Phocidae
Gene: SLC43A2
Product: solute carrier family 43 member 2
Exons: 14
Coding region: 188-1903 (571 amino acids)
Biological process (GO): neutral amino acid transport; transmembrane transport
Molecular function (GO): neutral L-amino acid transmembrane transporter activity; L-amino acid transmembrane transporter activity
Source: RefSeq, a predicted model, not a curated record